Molecule: messenger RNA, 2178 nt
Organism: Bradysia coprophila
Lineage: Eukaryota; Metazoa; Arthropoda; Insecta; Diptera; Sciaridae
Product: beta-glucuronidase-like
Biological process (GO): carbohydrate metabolic process
Molecular function (GO): carbohydrate binding; beta-glucuronidase activity
Source: RefSeq, a predicted model, not a curated record
UAAGCUCCGCAAUAUCUAGUUGAAUUUUAAAGUGUACAUUGUGGACAUACAGAAUAACCACAAGAUUGGUAACGACGCAGAAAUGGUUGAGUUUGGUAGAGUUGGGCUUCUUAUAAUCGUAUUGAAACUGGUAUCGUCGCAAGACAGAUCAAUCGAUGGACUAUUAUAUCCUAGAGAGUCAGAAACGAGAGAGAUCAUAUCCCUAGAUGGAAUGUGGGAUUUCGCAAAAUCGAAUCCUUUCAAUGCGACCCAAGGUUUGCAAGAGUCAUGGUUUGUCACGAACCUCGACGAAUCAGUAGCUAUUGCAAAGGUACCCGUCCCGUCAAGUUUUAAUGAUCUCGAUACCGACGAUUUGACACGGGAUCAUACCGGAACGGUUUGGUAUGAGCGAAAGUUUUUCGUACCAAGUUCCUGGAAUGGUCUACGAGUCGUGUUGAGGUUCGGCAGUGUCCAUUACGAGGCUAAUGUUUGGAUUAAUGGUGAACUUGCUGUUCAACACACUUUCGGUCACCUUCCAUUUGAAGCUGAUGUAUCGACCUAUCUCGACUAUGGAAACGAAAAUCGAAUUACAGUUCUUUGUGACAAUACUUUGACUCUUACAACAAUUCCACAAGGGCAGAUGUCCCAAUCAAAUGGUGAUAAUGGAAUCGUGCCCAUCCAACAGUACAAAUUUGACUUUUUCAACUAUGCUGGCAUCCAUCGUUCGGUUCAGCUGUAUACAACACCACUUGCGUACAUAAAAGAAGUGAAUAUAGGUACUACAUUAGUUGACGAUGAUGGUCGUGGAUACGUGGACUUCGAAAUCAUUCCAAGCGAUGAUUCUGUAGUAAACUCCGCAAAUGUUUUUAUUUAUGAUAAAGAGAUGAAUCUGGUUGCAACACAGUCAGUUGCUAUGGAUGGAGGGAUGCGAGGCGUGGCAAUUAUAAACAAUGUCCGAAGAUGGUGGCCAUACCUAAUGAAUCCAGACCCAGGCUAUCUGUAUACGAUUGAAGUACGAAUUUCGACUCAAACUGAACAGGACGUUGAUAUUUAUCGCAUGAAAUUUGGUGUUCGUACACUCCGAUGGUCGAGCACAGAAUUUCUUAUCAACGACAGACCGGUCUAUUUCCGAGGGUUAGGACUACACGAAGAUUCAGAUUUUCGUGGACGAGGGUUUGAUUUAGCAAUCGUUACAAGAGAUUUUGCUUUAUUACGCUGGAUUGGGGCAAAUGUAUACAGAACUACGCACUACCCACACUCGGAGGAGUCGAUGCAAUUCGCUGACGAGCAUGGAAUCAUGAUAAUCGACGAAUGUGGAUUGGUUCAAACUAAUGUCAACACGGAGAGCUUCGAUGACCAGUUACUUCAGAACCACAGAGCCAAUAUGGAACAGUUGAUUCAUCGUGACCGAAACCAUCCCAGUGUCAUCAUGUGGUCAAUUUCAAACGAACCGAAAUCGGGACAAUCGGGUGCUGAUGAGUACUUCCAAGAUAUCACUACUUAUACCAGACAACUCGAUCCAUCUCGUCCAAUAACCGCUUCGAUUACAACAAACAGGGAUCAGGACCAACUCGCCAAGUAUUUGGAUAUUGUAUCCUUUAAUCGGUACAACGCAUGGAAUUCGAAUUCAGGGCGUCUAGACAUGAUAUUGAAUAAUGUUGUAAGCGAGGCGAGACAGUGGCAUGAGAUGCACGCCAAACCUGUUAUCAUGAGUGAAUACGGAGCAGAGACUGUAGAAGGCCUACAUCUGACACCUGCGUUCGUCUUUUCCGAAGAGUUUCAAAUGAAAUUGUUGUCGAAGCACUUUGAAGCAUUCGAUCAGCUGAGAAGUGAAGGUUUUUUCAUCGGGGAAUUUGUUUACAACUACGCGGAUUUCAAUGCAGCACAGAAUAUCAAUCAAGUUGGCUCUAGCAAGAAAGGUCUAUUCACCAGAAAUCGUCAGCCGAAAAGCGCAGCACAUUUAUUGCGAAAACGUUAUUUUGAUCUUGCUGCAGAAAUCGAUAAAUUUGCUGAACGCCCGAAAAGUCUUUACUUAUACGUCAGUCAGAAUCGGAGAGCACCAUUAGUCUCGAAAGAUAUUUUAUAAUCAGGGGCGAACUGAUAUGUAAGGGUCAACUUUCGAAUAGGACAGGCAAUAAAAGUAAUUGCAACGCAUCACCCUAAUAGGAGAUCAAACAUUUUUUUGAUCAAUUAUUUUAU